Aspergillus ruber CBS 135680 is the source of this 1008-nucleotide messenger RNA. RefSeq names its product ubiquitin-specific protease OTU1. Gene Ontology annotation, molecular function: cysteine-type deubiquitinase activity. Gene Ontology annotation, cellular component: nucleus; cytosol. The record is from RefSeq and is a predicted model, not a curated record. Gene Ontology annotation, biological process: protein deubiquitination; endoplasmic reticulum unfolded protein response. The coding region runs from base 1 to 1008 and encodes 335 amino acids. NCBI's taxonomy places the organism in Eukaryota, Fungi, Ascomycota, Eurotiomycetes, Eurotiales, Aspergillaceae. The transcript has a single exon.
AUGAGAAUCCGAGUCCGUGGUCCUGAGGGCCAAUCCACAGUUAUCCUGGACGAUUCCGCUACCGUCGACAACCUCCGCACGCAGAUCACGGACAAGACAGGACUGACGGCAUUCGAUGUUAAAUAUGGAUAUCCCAACCUCAAACCGCUAGAGCUUGAAGGCUAUUCCGGGAGCCAGAAAGUUACGGAAAUUGGCAUUAAACUGAACGGCGAACAGCUCAUCGUCACCCGGCAGGAGGGCGCCCCCCAGCCAGCACCCAGUGGCGAGGAUACUACUGGAACACCAGCUGCUUCAUCUCGGAAUCCAGAUCGCCCUCUUUCUUUAUCGCGCAAGUCACAUGAGGACGUCUCAGAUGAUCCCCCAGAGAUACCGUCACCCGACCACUCGGGCACCUUCGUGCUCCGUAUCAUGCCCGAUGAUAAUUCAUGUCUCUUCCGCGCGAUAGGAAGUGCGAUUAUGGGAGGGAUGGACACUAUGAAUGAAUUGCGGUCAAUCGUUGCGCAGACAAUCCAAGCGAACUCGGAUAUGUACUCGGAGGCGGUUCUUGAGAAGAAGCCGGACGAUUAUUGCCGUUGGAUCCAAAACGAGGAUUCGUGGGGCGGAGGGAUCGAGCUCAGCAUUUUGAGCAAGCAUUUCGAUAUUGAGAUUUGUUCGAUUGAUGUGCAGACGCUCCGGGUGGACCGUUUUAACGAAGGCCCGCCGACCCGGUGUGUUCUGGUCUAUUCUGGGAUUCAUUAUGAUACUAUUGCCUUGUCGCCGUCAGAUGCUCCCUUUACCCAUACCUACGCCCCCCCCGACUUCGAUACAAAGGUAUUUGAUGCGGCCGACCCAGUGGUCCUAGGCAAAUCGUUGGAAGUGUGUCGGGUUUUGCAGGAGAAGCAUUACUACACAGACACCGCAGGUUUUCGCAUUCGCUGCAACACAUGCGGGGGCACGUUUACCGGGGAGAAAGGCGCAACACAACAUGCGGCGCAAACUGGGCAUUAUGACUUUGGCGAGGCCGGCUAA